This is a messenger RNA of Spirodela intermedia, 2457 nucleotides long. Lineage: Eukaryota; Viridiplantae; Streptophyta; Magnoliopsida; Alismatales; Araceae. The record is from the annotation of a GenBank genome assembly.
AUGGAGAAUCAGGAUAGCUCCUCCUUCAGCAGCCUUCGGGCUUAUGGGCAGGCUCUGGCGCAGACCACGGGGCGGCUGCGGAGGCGAGCCAUGUCGGUGACGACGACCUACGAGGAGAUGAGCAGAGUCAGGGCGAGGUCGGGGGCGGACAUGCAGAGCACCCUCAGAUGGCCCUCCCUCGUGGGCCUCGGCAUCGGCGGCAUGGUCGGCGCCGGCAUCUUCGUCACCACCGGCCACGCAGCCAGGUCCUACGCUGGCCCUGCCGUCGUACUGUCCUACGCCAUUGCCGGUCUCUGUGCUCUCCUCUCCGCUUUCUGCUACACCGAGUUUGCCGUAGAAAUGCCAGUCGCCGGUGGGGCCUUCAGCUACCUCCGAGUCACCUUCGGUAAGCCCGUUCCUCCUAGGAAGCUUAUACCGGCGCUGCUCCCCUGUCUCACCGUCGUCUCUAACCUAUCUAGAAUUUAAUUCAUCUUCCGCAGGGGAAUUCGCCGCCUUCAUGACCGGCGCCAAUCUGGUCACGGAGUACGUCCUGUCGAACGCCGCCGUGGCGAGAAGCUUCACUGCCUACCUGGGCACCGCCCUGGGGAUCGACACGACCACCAGGUGGAGAAUCGCCGUCGCCGGCCUGCCGGAGGGCUUCGACGAACUGGACUUCCUCGCCGUGGGCGUCGUUCUGGCUAUCUCUCUCUGCAUCUGCCACAGCACCAAGGAGAGCUCCGUCCUGAACAUGGUGCUCACUGGGAUUCAUCUUGUGUUCAUCCUGUUCAUCAUCGUGGUGGGGUUCUGGCGAGGAGACGCCGGCAACUUCACCCACCCCGCCGAGCCGGCGAUCCAUCCGGGAGGGUUCCUUCCUUACGGCAUCGGCGGGGUCUUCAACGGCGCCGCCAUGGUCUACCUCAGCUACAUCGGCUACGACGCCGUCGCCACCAUGGCGGAGGAGGUGGAGACCCCCACCCGCGACAUCCCCAUCGGUGUCUCCGGUUCCGUCGCCAUCGUUACCCUCCUCUACUGCCUCGUGGCCAGCUCCCUCUCCAUGCUAGUCCCCUACGACGCGGUAAUCUCCACCACUCCCUCCCUCCUCCAGUCCACCUAGAGAGAGAGAUUAGAGAGAGAGAGAGUUAGAGAGUUAGAGAGUAAGAGAGAGGGGGGGGGGGGUUACUAGGUUCAAGACGCACGUUGGGUUUUAAAUGGGCUAAACCAAAGCUGUGAAGUACAGCUUCGGCUGGCUGGCUGGCCCGCCGGCUCAAUUAUUUGGACAGAAAAAAAGGACUCCCUACUAGGACUAUCGGGUUAGAGCCUUGAUUUGGCGGCGGCCGGCAAGAUCUUCUCCCCCGUUCAGAAUAUUUUUUUAUACUAAUUAUGGUGUUUGACUUGUUGUGUGUCAGAUCGAUGAGGAGUCACCGUUCUCGGCAGCCUUUGAAUCAUCGGACGGCUGGCGGUGGGCCUCGAACGUCAUCGGAGCCGGCGCUUGCUUCGGAAUCCUCACGUCCCUGAUGGUCGCCAUGUUGGGUCAAGCGCGGUAUCUCUGCGUCAUCGGGCGGUCCAACGUCGUCCCUAGCUGGUUCGCCCAAGUCCACCCAGCUACCUUCACCCCAGUCAACGCCUCCGCCUUCCUCGGUAUGUUCAUAUCCCCCCGAAGUCUCCCCCCUCCGACAGUCGAAUUAACUGAUCGAUGGCCCAAAAUCAUCCCGGAUCUUGCCUGUCUCUCACCGGGCCCCCCAUGGGGGCCACAAUCUAGUUAACUUUUCUCAGCGCUUAGAGCCAUAUAUCUCUCAUUUUGGCGUGUUUCUCGUGGUCCACCGACUCUCUCUCUCUCUCUCUCUCGCUCGAUUUGUCUCUCUGUACAGCCUUAUGCUGAUCACGACUCGUGAUUCGUCCGAUGCAGGAGUUUUAACGGCGGCCAUUGCCCUCUUCACGGACCUCAGCGUGCUCCUUAACCUGGUCUCCAUCGGGACCCUCUUCGUGUUCUACAUGGUGGCCAAUGCCGUGGUGUACCGGCGGUACGUCACCGCCGGCACGACGAGCCCUCGACCGACAGCGGCCUUCCUCUCCACCUUCUCCUCGGUGGCUCUCCUCUUCACCCUCGUAUGGCGAUUCGCGUCCCCGGGCCGAGCCAAAUCGGCCCUGCUCUGCGGCUGCGCCGCAGCGGCGCUGCUGGCGGUGCAGGUUUUCCAGUUCUCCGUCCCGCAGACGCGGAAACCUGAGUUCUGGGGGGUGCCACUGAUGCCGUGGCUCCCCGCCCUCUCCAUCUUCCUUAACGUCUUCCUUCUCGGCUCCCUCGACGGGCCCUCGUACCUCCGCUUCGGCUUCUUCUCAGCGCUCGCCAUGGCGGUCUACGUCUUCUACAGCGUGCACGCCAGCUUUGACGCCGAGGAGAACGGCCGCCUGGCGGCGAAGGAAGGCGGCCAGCAUCCCCACUCGCCGGCCGCUCCCGAAGAUUGCGGCCUAAGGGUGUAG